UCGCGUUAUUAGCCUAGUUAUAUCAGUGAAAAUUCGGAAUUCCUAGUGGCAUUGCACGGAGUAAUAAGCAAAACAGAGCUACAAUGACAGUGGCGUCUUGGCGGUGUAUGAUACUAACGUACUUCAUAAUUGCGAUUAUUAUUACCACAGAGGUGUCUGUUAGCGGAAGUGAAAAGUUGCAAAGCGUCAAUUAUGCACUUCGUGUAUUUAGAAAAUCUAAUAAUGUGAGUUUAGAGUGUUCAACAGAUCUAAAAAUUGUGGGAGACGCGCUGAAAAACAAUGAAACUUGGGCACAGAAAAUGCUUGAUGCCUGGGGAAAAUUUCCUUCUGGUAUACUAUAUGGUCAUCGUAUGGAGAUGGGAAAUUUCGAUGAAUGCCUUGACAUAAGCUCACCGUUGCUUGGUAAAUAUUGUCAGUCCAAUGUUCCCUUCGAAUCAACGGCAUUUGGUUUUAAUGCUGAAAUACAAUUAGGCAUAUGUUUCCCAAACAAAUGUAGUACAGAUGACUUUGAUAAGCUUUUGAAAGAGUUUUUAGCAGAUUCAUAUAAAUUAAGUUUUAAUACAACAACCAACUUGGUGAUCACAUCCACCUGUUCAACGCGCGAACAUGUUGAACUUGAGCCUCUCGAUUGGGUUGCAAUUACACUUUUCAUUACCUUGGCACUUCUGAUGGCGCUGAGUACUAUCUUUGACUACCUUUAUAGUUACAAAGGAAAACAACCCAGCAAGCUAUUAGUUUCUUUUUCCAUCCCUAAAAAUCUGCAACAAUUAUUAAAAAUUCAGCAUGGACACAUACCCUGUCUUCAUGGCAUACGAUGUCUUUCACUGUUUUGGAUUAUAUUCUUGCAUUGUUACCUGUAUCGCAUAUUGUCGCCAAAUAUUAAUUCAGUCGAUAUACAAAGUUGGGAACAAACGCCGUUUUCGAUGAUUGAACAGAGCGGCUCAAUUGCUGUGGACUCAUUUUUCUUUCUUAGUGGACUACUACUAAUUAUGGGCUCCUUCAGAGAAAUGGAAAAAAAUCAUGGAAAACUCAACGUACCAAUGAUGUAUAUUCACCGUUAUCUGCGCCUUACUCCGAUUCUUGCUGUAGCCGUUUUAUUUUAUAUGUCUUUAUUUAAUUAUAUGGACAAUGGACCCAUUUGGAAGAGCCUUACUGUUGCAAAUAAAAUAUGUGACAAUACUUGGUGGGCCACGUUAUUGUAUGUGCAAAAUUAUGUAGCGACUGGCAAAAUGUGCCUUGGUCAUAGCUGGUAUUUGGCUGUGGAUACUCAAUUAUUUUUUUUAUCGCCUAUAUUUUUAAUUAUCAUCUGGAAAUGGAGGAAAUUGGGUAUAUGGAUAACAAUAAUUGUUGGUUUAUUGCUCGUUGCUUGUUUAUUUACGGUUAUUGUGAUAAAUAAAUACACAAUUUACGACAUUGCACGCAACUAUGGCACCGCAAGCGAGGCAAUGCCAAAAAUAUACUACUCAACACACACCAGAUGCUCAGCUUGGUUGAUCGGUCUAUUAUUUGGCUGCUAUUUACAUUACAAUAAUGGACGCAUUGGUAAAAUAUCAAAAUGGUGGGUCGGCAUUGGUUGGGUUAUAUCGCUCUGCACGCUCUUCACAUUGGUAUUUGCUUGGUAUCCAAAUACACUGCCCACCCGAAACGAUCCCAGUGUACUGGAAAGUGCUUUUUAUUUUGCUGGUGGGCGCGUAGCGUGGCCUUUAGCGUUAUGCUGGGUAGUAUAUGGAUGUAUAAAUGGCUAUGGUGGUCCGAUAAAUAGUUUUCUUUCCUGGACUUUGUGGCAACCUAUUUCGAAGCUUUCGUAUAGUAUGUACAUUUGGCAUUUGAUUGUGAUUACUAUCAAUGCGUCACGCAUUAAAACCAAUACCUACUUUUCUGAUUAUGAUGUGACUUUGAGCUUUUGGAGUAAUUUUGGUGUAACACUACUAGUAUCUGUUUGCGUUUAUUUGGCUGUUGAGGCCCCGGUGGCCGAUAUAGAAAGUUAUUUACUACCACGGAAUAAGCCAAAGACUGCGAAACAAUCCACAUUGCCCACUGCAACCACUAUAUCUCAACAGAAUUUAUGUGAAUAAUAUUGGAGAUAGAUGUCCCAAUUUGUAAAAUACUAUAACUGUUAAUUCUAUAAUCAAUACAUGUAUACAUAUGUUGUAUGUACUGACUAUAUUGUUAUUUUAUAAGUACAAUUUCUGUAACUAUAAAGUAUAGUAGAGUAUUCAAUAAUCAAUAAUUCUGAUUUCAAACAAAUUAAAAAGUAAAGACUCAUUUUUGAUCCUCGCAUAUAGUUUAUUCAUUGCAAGUAGUAAACUCAUGGAAUCAAUCACUUGAAAA
Bactrocera tryoni is the source of this 2331-nucleotide messenger RNA. RefSeq names its product nose resistant to fluoxetine protein 6-like. The transcript has 10 exons. Lineage: Eukaryota; Metazoa; Arthropoda; Insecta; Diptera; Tephritidae. The coding region runs from base 84 to 2075 and encodes 663 amino acids. Gene Ontology annotation, molecular function: acyltransferase activity, transferring groups other than amino-acyl groups. The record is from RefSeq and is a predicted model, not a curated record.